AGAAAAGUGGUGAGUCGUACCUACUUUGGUAUUGUGAAUGAGGUGUCUAGUGUAGAUUGGUGUUGUGCUGAAACCAGCUGAAACUCAAAUUUAGGAAACGCUAGUCAAAGUCAAUACAAAAGAAAGGUGUAAUUUGUGGUAAAAGUUUUUGAUCAAAAGUUAAAUAGGGACAAAGAGCACCACCAAAUCAAACAGCAUGUCCGGAAAUAGGUGUAUCGUUAAUUCGAACAAUCUUUUCGAAGAUGACGAUGACGUCGACGACGCAACCUUUGUUAAAAGUUAUAGACAAAGGUUCCCACCACCGCAACCCAAGCCAUCUCAGUCACCUUACAUAGCGGAAUUAGAAAGACAAAGGCAAAUAACAUUACAAAAACAGAAAGAGAUCGAACAACGUACCGUCGAUUCGUCAAUAAGAAGUAUAGGCUUAUUACGUGAGUCAGAACAAAUUGGCAUUGCAACCGCAGAGGAGCUGGCCCGUCAACGAGAACAACUUGAAAAUACAAACAAACGACUAGAUGAUAUUAACACGAAUCUAACUUAUAGUCAAAAGCAUCUUAAUGGUAUCAAAUCAGUUUUUUAUGGAUUCAAGAAUUACCUAUCUGGUAAAUCUGAUCAAACACCUCCUAAAAGUCAGAUAUCUCCAAGUUCGAGUGGCUCCAAAGUGGGUACAAGCAGCAGAUUUGACGAUACUAUAACUUCUAUGAGUGCUAGUGCCAGUAACAAUUUUGGCAGCCAUCCUAGCACUCGGUUGCGUGGACUAGACUCGCAAGCCACAACUGAACCAAUACCAGAUUCUCAGCGUAUAAAUAAAAUAUUGGAUGAGAACUUAGAUGAAAUGGUGUCUCAUAUAUCAAGACUCAAAGGGCUAGGAAUGGCUCUUGGGGAAGAAAUAACACAGCAAAAUGAACUUAUAGACAAAAUUCAUGAUAAGGCUGAUGAUGCAGAUAUAAAGAUUGGCCAGCAGAACAAGCAAAUGAAUAAGCUCUUAGGAAAAUGAUAAAAGUUGCAUUAUUUGUUCAAUAUAACUCAUAUGCAUCAUUAUUUUGUAAUUUGUUCAUGUUUGUACAAAAUAUUUUGGCGUAUAUAAAAUAAGAACUAUCUUUGUUAAGAGUAUACAGUAGAGUCUGACUAAUCUAGCACUGUUAAGAACCAGGAGGUGCUGGAUUAUUGAAUGUUUGGAUAACUGGAUUCUAAGGAAAUUUUUUCCUUAGAAUCCAGUUAAAACAAAGCAUUUUAUAAUGUUCUAGUUUAAUGAGAGAAUAUGUAUUUAUGAUAUACUACAUACAUAUUUCUUCUAGGCUCCCAUGAGCCUAGGGUUGAGUGAAUGGGGUGUAGGCAGAGGGUGAUAGACUACUGAAUGUGCUGAAGUACUGGAUUGGUGAGACUCUACAGUACUUUUAUUGGUAUAUAGUCUGAAGACAUUGAAUAAUAUUAUUAAUGAACCUGCCUAAUACCUAUUAAUUAAAAAAACAAUACUACUGUAAUAUCAAUGCCAACUACCAUUAGGACUGCUUAUCUUUUAAUUAAAUACAUUGCUUAUCAAAAGUUAAACUGUAGUUAAUCAUUCAAUAAUCAUGUAAAUUAGCUCCUAAUUUUGUAAAUGCUUCUACAUUAAAGUAUAAAAUAAUACUUUUAAUAUGUUUUAUGUAU
Messenger RNA from Maniola jurtina (meadow brown), 1650 nucleotides. RefSeq names its product synaptosomal-associated protein 29 (gene Snap29). The record is from RefSeq and is a predicted model, not a curated record. Lineage: Eukaryota; Metazoa; Arthropoda; Insecta; Lepidoptera; Nymphalidae. The coding region runs from base 197 to 997 and encodes 266 amino acids. Gene Ontology annotation, cellular component: plasma membrane; SNARE complex. The transcript is spliced from 2 exons. Gene Ontology annotation, molecular function: SNAP receptor activity; syntaxin binding. Gene Ontology annotation, biological process: synaptic vesicle priming; synaptic vesicle fusion to presynaptic active zone membrane; exocytosis.